AUGCGUGCAUACCUACAUGACCUCUUCGACAUUCUCCCAUUCACCGACAUCGAGAACAUCCAGGAGGUCCUGAACCUCGAGCACCGCCCGGACUCAGUGUUCUCGCUCCUCACCGAAAAAGAUCUUUCAGCACUUUCGUCAUUAUCUGCCUCCCCAGAUCUGCCUCCUCGUUCCAGAUCAAUCUCGUCUUGCAGCUUCAACUCAGGCCUACAGAUCAUCAUCACGAUGUCAUCUUCCAACAUCGCCACUGUUGCGCAAUCAUCUUCGAAACACCCUCCCGUCCUCACAUCAGGCAAAAUAACUCCCGCCGUCGCUCAUGCGUGGGAGAACACCUGCCUACAAUACUUUAAGCAGAAUGACACACCCGCGGAUAAAAGAGUUGCGAAGGUCACUAGUGGCUUCCAGGACACCAUUGUCAGUGACUGGUACUACAACGACUCUGAUACCUUCGACGCCCUCCCCUGGAAGGACUUUCUGGCCACCUUCCGUUCUCGCUUCUUGCCCAAAGGAUGGGAAUCCACCAUUCUCACCCAACUCCUUCGCUCUCGGCAAAAAGAUGAUGAGCCCUUCGAAGACUGGGUGCUGUCUCUUGAGAAGAUGAACACCAUACUCCGUGGCAGUACCUCCCACCUCGACGACACUCAUCUGCAUGCACAGAUUGCUGCUAGCAUCUGCGAGGACCUUCGCUUUGCAUCUGACGAUGAUGAUGUAUGUAACAUCAUUUCCUUCAAAGAUUGGAAGGACAAGCUCGCACAGAUGGACACCAUCUGCCUACGCGAGCGCGCUCGUAUCUUACACAUCACCGGGGCCUCCGCCAGGUCGAAGCCUCUGGGCCUGCCCAUCAAAGCGAUGUCCGGUAAAUCCAACACUGCCCGUCUUCCCUCACUCACAGACAGUGAACUUAAGCUCCUCCGCGACAAUGACGGGUGCUUCAAGUGUCGCAAAUUCUUCAUCGACAAGAAGCUCCGUGGCAAACAGAACUGCCCCGAGUCCUUCCCUGAUCCCACCACAUACUGCACACUCAUGCAAGCGGACGUUGACAAGGUGAAGCGUGGUGUGGGCAAGGAAAACAUUAAGCCACACUUGACAGUCAGUGUAGUUGUCGAUGGAUCUGAUGAUGCCGUCUACUCCAUCAGCGCUAUCUAUCUGAAUGCCCCUCCGCUCGCUGCCACCUCGGGCAUCCUUGGCACAGGAUCUGACAGUGAUAAUGAGUACGUUUCACCUGCUCUAGCACCUUUCACUGUCCCCCAUAUUCCUUGGUCCACGAUCGUACACGGACCUUCAUCUGACUCGCAACCUCUCCCCAUGCUGAUCAAUUCAGGCUCUCCAGCAGUUCUGAUUAGAUUGGAACUUAUAUCGCAUCUCGGUUUGCGUCGUCGCAAAUUGCCUCAGCCCUUCCCGCUUGGAGAUGUCUGGGGUACAGAGUCGAAGGAUUCUGCUGAGUGGGUUAAGUUGCGUGUCUCUUUGCCAGAUUCCUCCUGGUCUUCCAUUGUUUGUCGUGCGAUCGUUGUACAAAGUUGUUGUUACCCUGUAAUCGUCGGUCGUCCAUUCCUCAAAUCCAACCAUCUUGUCGUGGACCACAGCUGCAACAUGGUCAUCGACAAACGAUCCAGGCAUGAUAUCUGUGCAACUCUCAUGCCCCCACCUCCGACCUCUACUCCUCCUACACCAACAACACUACUGCGUAUAUCGCCCGACCCCCACCUUUUCCGCGAACUGUCUGAGCGCACUGCAGCGCACCAUGUUGAAUGUGAUGAGCACACUACCAACACGGCCGCCGCAACCAUUCACACUCUUCGGAAGUGUACUGAGGAACUCGCUUACCAAGAAAAAUUACGCGCUGCUAACCUAGAGGUCAAACAGGAAUUCGUUGACCUUUUCCCCGAUGAUAUUCCACACCUCGAUGACCUCCCCACUGAUGUGUAUCACCGCUUCAUGCUGAAAGACCCCCACAUGGCGGACCCCCAGAAAGUCGAGAAGAUCCUGAACUGGUCUGUUCCCCAUAACUCUUCUCAAGUCCGUGCAUUCCUGGGCCUCGUGUGCUACAUCGCUCCCUUCCUGCCGAAGCUCGCUGACCAUAUGCACAUCCUGAAUGCACUGACUACUAAAGAGGCAGAACUCAAUUUCCCUCAAUGGACACUCGCUCACCAGCGUGCAUUCGAUGACAUUAAAUCCCUCAUUUGCAGCCACAAGGUCCUUACCGUCAUCGACCAUGACAACAUGGGGAAUAACCACAUCUUUGUAUCCUGUGAUGCUAGUGACUUUCGCACUGGCGCCCUCCUCUCUUACGGCAAAUCCCUCGAAACUGCGCAGCCCAUUGCCUUCGAGUCUUGCACUCUCAAAGGUGCAGAGCUGAACUACUCCAUACACGAGAAAGAACUCUUGCCGGCCCGUCUUGUGGGAUCGUCGCGCCACGUUGACUCUAAGUGUCCGAAGCUAGUGGUAGAUUCACCAGAAAAACCUGCACGAAAAGAAUAUCAGUACGUUCUGAAGAACCCGCCUUGUGCUCGCACACCGUCACCGCCGCCAGCUGAUCAUCUUGAGCACACGCCGAACAUCGAAAAUUCCGUCGAAGACACUUACUCUGUGCCCCUCGAGCCCGACAUCACGUCCUCAGCACCUGCUACUGCCAUACUCGUACCUGCUUCACCUCCUAAUCCUUCGCUGUCUGACUCUAUCCCUGAUCCGGCUUCUGCAUCUCCUCUAUCAAUUUCUUUGUCAGUUUCUCCUCACGCACCUAAUUUUCCGAUCAUCCCUCUUCCUAUUAUCACCAUGUCAUCAUCUACUGCAAAGGGCCUGAGCGGCAUGCCCGCCCCUGGUUCAAGCAAAGUGCCUUCAUUCCAUGGUGAAAGUUCGGAGCUUCUCGAGUUUUUUGAAUUCUUCGAGGACCUCACGAAUGACUGCAAGCUCUCCGCACCCGAGAAAUGCAAGAGCUUAGUUCAUUAUGUCGACAAGACCACGAAGCACUUCUGGAUUAGCUUGGCCAGCUAUGAGAGCCAAGACUUCGAGACCCUGAAGAAGAAUAUUUUAGCACAGUAUCCGGGCGCCGACAAGGGUAUCCGAUACACCCUUCGUGAACUCGAGCAACUCGUUGUAGAACAAGCCGGAAGCGAAAUUCAGACUGAAACUGAACUCCUCACCUAUUACCGCCUGUUCUGUCCUAUUUCUCAAUGGCUUGUCCACAACAGCCACAUCACCGAUUGUGAACGCAAUAGCUAUUUCUGGCAGGGCCUUCCUCGGGACACGCGCCGUGCCAUUGAUCGCCGCCUAGAAUUGACGAUCCCAGAUUUCAGCCGUGCUGCCCCACCCGAUGUUGAGAAAGUGGUUGCUGCUGGUCGCUUUGUCUUCUCCGAUGAAGCCUUUGAUAGCGAGUAUAAUGACCCGAUUUCUAUGCGGUUGCGAAGCCUCAAAGGAUGA
Molecule: messenger RNA, 3417 nt
Organism: Sparassis crispa
Lineage: Eukaryota; Fungi; Basidiomycota; Agaricomycetes; Polyporales; Sparassidaceae
Exons: 3
Coding region: 1-3417 (1138 amino acids)
Source: RefSeq, a predicted model, not a curated record